AUGAUGUUAGAGCAUGUACUUUUUCUAAGUGUUUAUUUAUUUUCUAUCGGUAUCUAUGGACUGAUCACAAGCCGAAACAUGGUUAGAGCACUUAUGUGUCUUGAGCUUAUACUGAAUUCGGUGAAUCUAAAUCUUGUCACAUUUUCCGAUAUAUUUAAUAGUCGGCAAUUCAAAGGAGAAAUCUUCUCAAUCUUUGUUAUAGCUAUUGGGCUAGCUAUUGUUUCGUCGAUCCAUCGUAACAGAAAAUCAACUCGUAUCAAUCAAUCGAAUUUGCUGAAUAAUUAG
Dendrobium catenatum is the source of this 285-nucleotide messenger RNA. The record is from the annotation of a RefSeq genome assembly. Lineage: Eukaryota; Viridiplantae; Streptophyta; Magnoliopsida; Asparagales; Orchidaceae.